GCUGGUAUACACAACUCCGGUAACCGGGAGUUGUGUGCGGCUUUUUAUUAGUAUUUUUAUAAUAAUAUGUAAAUGGUUUAGAUUCAAAUAUCAUGACGGAAAUAUUUUCUACUUUAUUCGGACAAAAUGACGCACAGCCGCCCUCUGGACCAGCAGCUUUAGGGUUUGCUCCCGGAAAACCUCCCCCUUCUAUGCCGCCAAACCAGGCGCCAAUAGCGGCCCAGAUGCCAGGACAACUCGGGGAUGAUGGGCCUCUUCUGCGAAAACCCGGAGCUAUGAACGAACCUUUUUAUCUACUUCGAGAACUCCCUGUUGGAAACGACCUGACGGGAAACACGAACCUGAUCACGCAUUAUAAUCUGGAGCACGCCUAUAAUAAGUUCUGCGGGAAGAAAGUCAAGGAGAAACUGAGCAACUUUUUACCAGAGUUACCAGGUAUGAUAGACUGUCCAGGGGUCCAGGAUGGCAGUUCUCUGCGCUCUCUCAUAGAGAAACCUCCCGUCUGUGGAAACUCAUUCAGUCCGCUGACAGGAGCUCUACUCACUGGAUUUAGACUACACACUGGCCCGCUUCCUGAGCAGUACAGACUGAUGCACAUACAGCCACCAAAGAAGAAGAGCAAACACAAACACAGACAUCAUCACCCUCAGGAUCCUCUACCGCUAGAAACCCGCACUGACCCCACCAAGAAGAAGAAAAAGAAAGAUAAUGAACCUGAACGCAGGAAGAAAAAGAAAGACAAGAAGAAAAAAAAGAAUCGACACAGUCCUGAUCAUCCUGGUGUUACUGGAUCUCAACCCAACAGCAACAGCCUGAGAUAGAACAGUUGUGUGUGUGCGAGUGUGUUUGUUUGUAUGUAUGUUUGCACACAUGAAGUGAUGUUGAACUGUGUUAGAGACUCUGAUAUGGACCAGUGCGGUUGAUUGAUGUUUACAAGGGCCAAUUGUUGAUGAUUUUUGACUUCUUUUUCUGGUUAUGAUGAAAAGCUCAAGGAAUAAACUUUGUUAUUCUUUA
Messenger RNA from Danio rerio (zebrafish), 1014 nucleotides. It is a transcript of the gene med19a, whose product is annotated as mediator complex subunit 19a. Lineage: Eukaryota; Metazoa; Chordata; Actinopteri; Cypriniformes; Danionidae. Gene Ontology annotation, molecular function: transcription coregulator activity. Gene Ontology annotation, cellular component: mediator complex; nucleus. The record is from RefSeq and is marked provisional. Gene Ontology annotation, biological process: regulation of transcription by RNA polymerase II.